GGAAUGUCGAGGAGGUCGAGUCGAGACCGGAAGAGGGAGAAGGAGCGAGCGAAGGGCAACAGCCGGUGCGCCGGAUAGAGUUAAUAGUAGAUAGUGCUGUCGCUGAUAAUGCUGAUAAUGGCGCGACAAAGCUUUGCUUCGUUUCCACCCUGUCGGCCCUGUACUUCCGGUUUACGGCGACCGGCAAUCAGGAAGCCAAAUGCACGGCAGUGAGCAUCAGGAUGCUCGCCAGACGAGUCCGAGUCUGUAGAAUGGUUUGUUAAAUUGAGAGAGAGACAUGCAGAAAGUUUGAACUUUGACACACCGGAUACAAUCCAAGGAUAAUACAUACCUAAGAAAACAUAAACAAGUGUCAGUUUUUAAAGGCGAUGCUCUACGAUGAAGAAAGAUGGUGUUAAAAUUUGAUAAUAGUGUCUAUAAGAUAGUGAUAUGAAGAGAAGGGCUGAUUAGAACUAAAACAUAAUUGUGUUGUGAAGCCGCGCACAGUCGUCGCACAGUUCCCGCGAAUUCAUAUACCCGGUGUCGUCGUGAAGAUGCACUGGAUGGUGCGAAGAAUUUCGCGUAGGAUCUCGAGGUCGGUGAACCAUUGCGGUGAGUUCAACGUCUCGUUCUCCAAAGAAUGCGGAACGCUGGGAUGCGAUCCGCGAUCCUUCGUCCUGAACGAGAAGGAUAUCACUCGUUCUUCGAGAAACGUCAUCGACCAGAAUGCGACGAGGAUGUUAUCGCAAACGUUUCAACGAGAUUGUAGUACUUUUGCGAAAAAGACACCGCCUGAACCUCGACGAGUCCCCUUUUUCGGCACGAUGCUGUCCCUGAUGAUGGCCGGUGGCGCGCAGAAACUGCACGAGUACGUGGACAGGAGGCAUCGGAAACUGGGCCCGGUAUUCAAGGAACAAAUCGGACCAUUAUGGAUCGUCUUUGUGAAUUCGCCUGACGAAUUUCGCAAGAUCUUCCUGCGACUCGAGGGUCCUACACCGCAACAUUUUAUACCGGAGGCUUGGAGGCUGUACAACGAAAUCAGGGCGCAGCGCCGAGGACUAAUCUUCAUGGACGGAGACGAAUGGUUGCACUUUCGCCGAAUUCUCAAUAAGACGAUGCUUCUGCCUAAUCCGACAAAAUUUAUGUGCGCGCCUUGCCAGGAAAUCGCUGAGAAUUUAGCGAGGAAAUGGAUGUGUUACAGUUUAGCCGGUUCUGCGAUACCGAAUAUGGAAUGUCAGCUCUAUCAGUGGUCUAUCGAGGUGAUGCUGGCGACUUUGAUAGGUUCGCGAUGGCGAGAUUGCGAGCAGCAUCUGCGUCCCGAAGCGGAGCAUUUGGCGCUGAUGCUGCAUCAGAUCUUUGUAUAUUCUUCUACUUUAUCGAUGAUGCCGGCCAAACUGGCGAUGAGACUCAGACUGCCGGCGUGGACCAAGUUUGUCCGCACCGCUGAUGAAAUUCUGGUCACAGUGCGCAAUCUAGUCUUGAAAAUGAUCUUUCUAGAGAGUGACGGGCUUCUACGGAUGAUGAUAAACGACGGUAUCGGCAACGAUGAUGCGAUUAGGAUCGUCACUGAUUUCAUUAUAGCCGCUGGUGACACGACGGCAAUCUCUAUGCAAUGGGCGUUGCUGCUGCUCAGCGAUCGUCCCGAGUUGCAGGACCAAUUGUUUCACGAUAUCAAGGAUCUGCCGCCGGAGGAGAUUCUACGGCAUCCUCUGUUGAAGGGUGUGUGGAAAGAAGCGUUAAGAUUGCACCCCGUUGCGCCAUUCCUUUCGAGAUACAUGCUGGCAGAUAAUACAAUCGGAGAUUACUUCGUGGCGAAAGGGGACUUGGUUGUCCUGUCGAUUUACUCGAGCGGCCGUGAUGGGAACGAUUUUCCAGAACCGAAUGAAUUCCGACCAGAAAGAUGGAUUAGAACGAAGGACGGUUCUUAUCAGGGUGUGAAAAAUUUGUACGCCACUCUGCCGUUCGCGAUGGGCGUGAGGAGCUGCAUCGGUCGUAAGCUCGCGGAAACGCAGAUGUCCCUCACAUUGGCGCAGCUCAUCAAAAACUUUAAGAUCGAGUGCGAAAAUCGCGACAGUAUAAAGAUGAUUUUGCAUUUGAUUUCUGUACCAUCGAAGCCCAUUCAAUUGAAACUGACGGAAAGGAAAUUAUGAUGAAGAUUUUGGAAUUACGAAAGGAAAGAAGAGAUAGAAUAAAGGAAUAACAAAUAUAAAAUAUAAAAGAAAAUUUUAUAUUUUAUUUAAUGCUUAAAUUCAAUAUUUUCAUAUUACAUCGAAUUUAUAUAUAUGUAUAUGAGAUGCAUUUAGAAAAAAGUCAAUAUAAAUUUGUAUGUUUUUUUUUAAAUAUGAGAUAAAUUGAAUGAUAUACAUGAAAAAUAGUACAGGGAAAUUUUAUAUAAAUGUUUUUGUAUUAUGUAUAAAUGUUCUUUAAAUAUAUGAGACGCGGAUACAUACUUUGUUUAUGCUUGUUAAAUAUAUACGGGAAUAUAAUAUAAAUACAACAUUGUUAUAAUUACAUUUAGUAAAUUACAAUCAGUAUAAAAUCAGUGCAGUUUUUUUUUAGAAUGACUUGAUAACGAUGAAUAUACUAGCAUUUCCUGUUUUGUGACGAGAGUAACGACGAUGAAAUAUAGUAAAAAGGAUUUUCGAGGUAUAUAAAGCCGACGGGUUACCUGACAUUGAAAUCAUAAAUUAAUAGCGAUCAUAUGCGAUAUUCAAUCAUCGACGAACAUCCGACACGUUUUAAGGAACUAGUUAGUGAGUUUUUAGCUGACAAGAUUCACUUUUAGACAGUAAAAUAAUCACAAAAAAUAUGAAAUAAAUAUGUUU
This is a messenger RNA of Cataglyphis hispanica, 2804 nucleotides long. It is a transcript of the gene sad, whose product is annotated as cytochrome P450 315a1, mitochondrial. Lineage: Eukaryota; Metazoa; Arthropoda; Insecta; Hymenoptera; Formicidae. Gene Ontology annotation, molecular function: oxidoreductase activity, acting on paired donors, with incorporation or reduction of molecular oxygen; iron ion binding; heme binding. Bases 534 to 2129 code for a protein of 531 amino acids. The record is from RefSeq and is a predicted model, not a curated record. The transcript is spliced from 8 exons.